Messenger RNA from Caenorhabditis bovis, 2022 nucleotides. The record is from the annotation of a GenBank genome assembly. NCBI's taxonomy places the organism in Eukaryota, Metazoa, Nematoda, Chromadorea, Rhabditida, Rhabditidae.
AUGAGCGCGAUGGCCGCCGACGGAAUCGAUGAUCGCGAUAUUCCAAAAAUGGAAUUGCUCGAAGCUGCGUUCAAUUCGGAUUUGAAAAAGAUUGAUUCGCUUAUGCGCGAUGGGCAAGUUCAUAUUGAUUCAACCGACGACGAUGAUGUCACCGCGCUACACAUCGCCGCCGCCAUGGGCAACACCAACUUGGUGCGACGUCUCCUCGAUUAUGGCGCUAACAUUGAAGCUUGCAAUCAGCUAGGCCUUACUCCGUUUUUAUACGCGGCUCGCGAAGGCAAACUAUCUGUCAUCGACGUCCUUCUGCAAAAGGGUGCCGACUAUCGGAAACUAACGUAUUUAGGAGUGAACGCGUUAACAUUGGCGGCGGCUGGCGGCCACGCCGAUGUCGUGAAGAAGCUGUUGAGCUUGCGCGAUGAGAACUGGCGAUCUGCUCCGCGUAAUCGUUAUCUGGCACCCACUCCACUCAUUGCGGCUACCUGUUUCAAAUCGUCACAAAUAUGCAACACUUUGAUUAGAGCUGGCGCAUCUCCUGACGAAACUGUCGACACCUUAAAUGGCCUCAGCGCACUGUCAGCCGCUAUACUUUGUACACCGGGUGUGUACAUGGUGUCGUCUUUGCUAGAUCUUGGUUCAAGUCCAACAAAACGAACUUUAAAUCGAAUGAAUGCAAUGGAAUUGGCGACGAGAGCAAAACGAAAAGAUAUCGUCAAUAUGUUGUAUGAAAAGAAAAACGCGAGAAAUGAUCUUGGCGCUCACAGAGAUAUUCGUAAAAUUGUCGCCGACGACGAAUUGACCGAAAGGUUAGUUGAUCAACCAUCCCAAGAUGGCUGCACACUUCUAAUGUUUGCAAUAAUCGUAAGGAGCAUCAACUCGGCUAAAUGGCUUCUUCAAAAAGAUGCUGAUGUGAAUGCCAAAGACAAUAUGCAUAUCACUGCGUUACACUAUGCAUCCCAUUUGAGGGUUGAAGAAAUCAUUCCACAUUUGCUAUCUAAAAAUGCGCGGACCAUUGACAUUAAUAAGUUCAACUUGAAUGCUUAUGAUUUGAUGUUACGCUCAUCCGAAAUCGGCGACACCUCCAAUAUUCGUUCGCAAAUUCACCCGUACCGGCCGGCGCAUUUGGAGUUGAAGCUUAGUUUCAGCGCGUCAUCGUCGAGUUUGUAUAAGACACUUCAGCCGAAGGGAUGGCUCAAUAAAGUGUCCUCGCAAAUAUUUUUGGCAUCCGCUGAACGCGCUCCGGAAGCGAUUGAGCCGAGAAAAUGGCUUGACGCGAUUGCGCAAUAUCAACCGGCAAGGGAUAGAAAUGCCACAAAAUUUGCGUGUGUCGAGGACAUUUUGCGAGGUACCAAAUCGGCACGACCGCCGGAAUCGAAUCCGUACGAUAUUGUCACUGAUGCGGCGCGUAGUUCAAUGGAAGAGUGCCAAUCGUUCAUGGUGACAUUCUUUUGCGACGCCUAUGGCGAAAAGGAGGAUCAGCAAAGAGCGCCGGAGCAAACGCUUCCCAACGAUUCAAAGUGUUAUGAUGUCUCGCAAUAUUACGCGCAGGCUUCGGGUUAUCCGCCGAAUCGGAAAUUCGCGCGCAACUCGCUUGUCCUCCGUCGACGCGACAGUGUUGAGAGUGUCGAUCGUCGCGGAAAGCCGCGCAACUUCGCGAUGGUCGAGCAUCCGUCGCAGAAUCAAAUGCGAACGACGCCGAGAAUGCUGAAAAAGUCGAGAGAUGUGAUGGGAGAUUCAGGCUAUGGUACAACUUCGUAUUCUGCUCGAAUUAAUAACAGACCGAAUGUCCCAACUGUCGUUGUUCAUCCGAAGCCUCGCGGAUUAACAAAUCAAAUGAUAUGGGACCAAUUCAUUUGCCGCAAUAAACAUUUGCUAAUGAAGAAGUUGCAAAAAGAAGAAAUCGAUCGAUUUACCUUUAUGGAGUUGAAUGAAGCAAAUUUGAUGGAGAUGAACAUUUUGCAAAAAGAGGAUUGGAUUGUAAUUCGCGAUAUUCAACAAUCGCUUAGUGUAUUAUUGAAUCCUUAA